UGAAGGUAUCGACUGCCCGGAUUGCCAUUGCCGAAGGCUUCAAAUAUUUUAGAACGCAAGUGGAUCCUCUCCUGCAACCCAACGUCACGAAAUACGUAGCAGCGCCACCAAAAACAAUUUCACAUCAUAUUCUGCUUAGGCUCCACAAUUGAAGUAGCACUAGUACAUCAUUCGUGGACCUCAAAAUGAAUCUCAGUUCAAUUUGGAUUGCAAUCUCGUCUAUAACACCACAGAUAUAAGCUCAACCUAAAUCAUUCAUUUCUCAGGUCUGGUUUGUUGCUAUUUCCAAUGGAUUUUCUUUGCUAUUUGCUGGUUUUGGCUUUACUUUUUCAUCAAUGGGCUCUCGGGAGCGAGUCGAGGUCCGAGAUUGGGCUCCUAACUCAAGAGCUGCUGGAAUCGGCGAGGGAGCCCCAGUUCUUCGAUUGGUUGAGAAGGGUUCGGAGGGCAAUACACCAAAACCCAGAACUCUCUUUCCAGGAGUACGAGACAAGUGAGCUCAUCAGGUCGGAGCUUGAUUCGCUUGGAAUUGGAUACUCGUGGCCGGUAGCCAAGACGGGAGUGAUUGGUUCGGUGGGUUCAGGUCGGCAGCCCUGGUUCUCUCUCAGAGCAGACAUGGAUGCUCUCCCUAUACAGGAAUUGGUAGAUUGGGAGUUCAAGAGCAAGAACAAUGGCAAGAUGCAUGCAUGUGGGCAUGAUGCUCAUGUAACCAUGCUUCUAGGGGCAGCUAAGUUACUUCAACAACGAAGAGAUGAAUUGAAGGGCACAGUGAAGCUUGUUUUCCAACCCGCAGAGGAGGGACAAUCUGGGGCAUACCAUAUCUUGAAAGAGGGUGUACUUGAGAAGAAUCAAGCAAUCUUUGGGUUACAUGUCUCACCAUAUUUGCACACUGGUGUCAUUGCUUCAAGGCCUGGUGGAUUGCUAGCGGGCUCUGGGCGGUUCUUAGCCAUAAUUCAAGGGAAAGGUGGGCAUGCAGCAAGCCCACAUAAAAUAAUAGACCCAAUUAUUGCAGCAUCCUCAGUGAUCCUUGCACUCCAACAGAUCAUAUCUCGAGAAACAGAUCCUCUUGACAGUAGAGUGAUCUCAGUUGGAUUUAUAGAUGGUGGCCAAGCAGAAAAUGUGAUCCCAGAAUCUGUAAAAUUUGGAGGCACCUUCAGGAGCCUGACCUCUGAAGCUCACUCUCAUCUUCGAAAAAGGAUCGGAGAGAUAAUAGAAACACAAGCGGCUGUACAUCGUUGUACUGCUAUUGUUGACUUCAUGGAAGAGAAAUCAAUACCUUAUCCCGCAACUGUGAAUGAUGAAGCAAUGUACGAGCAUGUAAAGAGGGUUGGUGAGAGCCUACUUGGGCAACCAAAUGUGCAACUUGAAUCAUUGACUAUGGGGGCAGAAGAUUUCAGCUUCUAUUCGCAGAAGAUGCCAGCUGCAUUUUUCUCUAUUGGAAUAAAAAAUGAGACUCUGAAAUCGGAUCAACCUCUGCAUUCUCCAUACUUCUACCUUGAUGAGGAAGUUCUUCCCAUAGGAGCAGCACUUCAUGCAGCUGUUGCAAUCACUUACUUGGACAGCCAUGUUGCUGAUACUCAUUAGUGACCUUAGUCAAUUCUCACUGUUGGAACAUAAAUCUCAAGAAGGAACAAAAAAUCUUGAGAAACAUCAGAGACAAGAUAGCCAAAUCAAAACAACAGAGGACAUAUAUGCAGUGUACCAUGUUCCCUUAUAAAUCUCCUUGUAUCAUAACCAUGUGUCCAUUGGUUCAUCUGGACUUUUCAUCAAUUGGUCUGCAAUUUAAUAGGACAGCAUUUGCACCACAAUAUACCAUAAGCACCUGCUACUUUUUUUACGAGUCUUUUAUCUGCUCAGCCCUCAACAGCAAGUUCACUCUGCAAACCUCUUGUUGCUUACUGCUAAAGAAGUUAAAGGUUUUCUUCCUCACUCUUCCUCUUA
Messenger RNA from Nelumbo nucifera (sacred lotus), 1938 nucleotides. RefSeq names its product IAA-amino acid hydrolase ILR1-like 3. NCBI's taxonomy places the organism in Eukaryota, Viridiplantae, Streptophyta, Magnoliopsida, Proteales, Nelumbonaceae. Gene Ontology annotation, cellular component: endoplasmic reticulum. The record is from RefSeq and is a predicted model, not a curated record. Gene Ontology annotation, biological process: auxin metabolic process. Gene Ontology annotation, molecular function: IAA-Ala conjugate hydrolase activity.